CCCAAAAAAAAAAGGCAAGAGAAAAAAAACCCUUUUUUUCCUUAUAACGCGGCACUGCUUCCACUUUCAGCAAACACAUACUCACUCCCUAUUUAAACGUGUUUGCCUUGCCUCACUCACACUUCCAUUCAAAACCACUCUCUCUCUCUCUCUUUCUCUCAGGUGAAACGACGUCGUUGCAAUGGAGGCAUUUCCGAUUCCGAGCGAUACGUACAAGCUAGGUUUCAUCGGAGCAGGUAAAAUGGCGGAGAACAUAGCCAGAGGAGUGGUCCAAUCGGGUCUCAUGCCUCCUUCGCGUAUCAGCACUGCACAUUCCAACCCUUUUCGCCGUGAUGCCUUCGAGUCCUUCGGCGUCUCCGUCCUUUCCCGAAUCGACGACGUGAUUGAAGAAAGUGAUGUGGUUAUUUUCUCUGUCAAACCUCAAGUCGUAAAAAAAGCUAUCUUACAAGUGAAGCCAUUGCUUUCAAAAAAGAAGCUCCUGGUUUCAGUUGCUGCUGGAAUCAAAUUGAAAGAUCUGGAGGAAUGGGCUGGUCAAAGCCGAUUUAUUAGGGUAAUGCCGAAUACUCCUUCAGCUGUAGGCGAGGCAGCAAGUGUUAUAAGCUUGGGAGGAUCUGCAACGGAAGAAGAUGCAGACAUAAUAGCUAAAUUAUUUGGAUCAGUUGGCAAGAUAUGGAGAGGUGAUGAGAAAUUGUUUGAUGCAGUCACUGGUCUGAGUGGCAGCGGCCCAGCAUAUAUAUAUUUAGCGAUAGAAGCUUUGGCUGAUGGAGGAGUGGCUGCAGGUCUACCACGAGAACUUGCUCUAGGUCUAGCUUCUCAAACUGUACUGGGUGCAGCAACUAUGGCCACCAAAACUGGGAAGCAUCCAGGUCAGCUCAAAGAUGAAGUUACAUCACCUGGUGGGACUACCAUUGCUGGUAUUCAUGAGUUGGAAAAAGGUGGAUUCCGUGGAACUUUGAUGAAUGCAGUUAUUGCUGCAGCUAAUCGCAGUCGAGAACUUUCCCAAAACUAGUCAUAUCAACUUCUUUUCCAAUUCUGGUAAUGCUGUUAUGCAAUAAAGUCUGCAAUUUAUUUUAACUUAAUUAAUUUUUAGAAUAUUUGGAUAGGUUAGCUCGUGGCCUCUCCUUUUGUAGUUAAUGGAUGUAUGCAUUUUUUGGCUUGCUAGUUGUCACACUCAGUUUUAGUAACUAUGAAAGGGGGAAUUAUUUA
Quercus robur (English oak) is the source of this 1206-nucleotide messenger RNA. RefSeq names its product pyrroline-5-carboxylate reductase. Gene Ontology annotation, molecular function: pyrroline-5-carboxylate reductase activity. Bases 182 to 1009 code for a protein of 275 amino acids. The transcript has 7 exons. Lineage: Eukaryota; Viridiplantae; Streptophyta; Magnoliopsida; Fagales; Fagaceae. Gene Ontology annotation, biological process: L-proline biosynthetic process. The record is from RefSeq and is a predicted model, not a curated record.